UUUCCUCCGCAGCCGGGUGGUGCGUCGGGAGCGCGCGCAGGCAGGACGGUACCGGGGGCUUCCGCCUGAUGGAGACGGGCUGAGGAGACGCGAGAGAGGAGGGACAAGGUCCGUCCAGCGGAGACCACCUCGGGCAGCCCACCGCGUGGACUGCAUACGAUCCACGGGUGGGAGGGAGGGAGCGAGACACCCGAGAUCCUCCAUCACCUGAAGGCCAUUCUACUUCCACGCUCUCCUGCGUGUCCUGCAGGGUUUCUCUUGUGCCCGACAUGCUCGCUCCCGAGGCAGCGUAGCCGGAGGUGUCCAGAGGAGCGCUCGGUGUGAGCGUGUGCAGGUCGCCUGCUCGCCGCCCAGUGAUGGGCUCCGUGGGUGCAGAGCGCCGCAGGCCCACACCGGCCCAGAUGCCCGAGGAGAGGGAUGUGUGGAGGGAUGAUGGAGGACGAGCCGGGUGGAGGGACGGAGGCAGGGAGGGCUGGAGGGAGGGCAGAGAGAGCGGCGUGGUGCAGAGCUACAGUUUCGACUCGUACCAGCUGGAAGAGGAGGAGAUCAGUAAAGACGCCCCGGAGCGAGGAGUGCUGGCGCUUUCUGAGCCCGACUUUGAGGAGCCGAUCCCUGACGACCGUUACCAUGGCAUCUACUUUGCAAUGCUAUUGGCUGGUGUGGGUUUCCUGCUUCCCUACAACAGCUUCAUCACUGACGUCGAUUACCUGCACCACAAAUUUGAAGGGACGUCCAUAGUGUUCGACAUGAGCCUGACGUACAUCCUGGUGGCUCUGCUGGCCGUCAUCCUCAACAACGUGCUGGUGGAGCGAAUCAGUCUGCACACCAGAAUCACUGUGGGUUACAUAUUGGCUCUGGGGCCGCUGAUCUUUGUCAGCGUGUUCGAUGUGUGGCUGGCCAAGUUCACCACCAGGCAGGCUUACGUCGUCAACCUGGCGUCAGUGGGAGUGGUGGCUUUCGGGUGUACAGUGCAGCAGUCUAGUUUCUAUGGUUACAUGGGGAUGCUGCCCAAGAGGUACACACAGGGCGUGAUGACUGGAGAGAGUACUGCGGGCGUGAUCAUCUCCCUGUCGCGCAUCUUCACCAAGCUGCUGAUCCCGGACGAGAGGACCAACACGCUCAUCUUCUUCCUCGUCUCCAUCAGCAUGGAGAUGCUCUGCUUCCUGCUUCACCUGCUCGUCCGCCGCUCUAAAUUCGUCUGCUACUACACCAACCACGCCCAGGUCAAAGGGCAGGUUAAAGGUCAUGACCCGCACGACAGCGGGACAGGAUACCGAGUUCACCAUGACGUCACCGCAGAGGAAGUAAGAUUUGGAAAUGGUGGGACAGGACCGACCCCGACAGAGGAAGUCGUCGAGGACUUUGAGGGCGGCACGUAUGUGCGGUUCGACGCCCCCAAAGCCAAGUUAAGGAGGAGCUGGCCUGGUUUACGCGACAUGAUCUUGCAUCGUUACGUGGUGGCCCGUGUGAUCUGGGCCUACAUGCUGUCCAUCGCGGUGACCUACAGCAUCACCUUGUGUCUGUUUCCGGGGCUGGAGUCAGAAAUACGGAACCCCACCUUAGGAGAGUGGCUGCCCAUCCUCAUCAUGGCCACCUUCAACAUGUCGGACUUUGUUGGCAAGAUCCUGGCAGCGCUCCCGUACGACUGGUCCGGGGGCCGCCUGCUCUUCUUCUCCUGCCUGAGGGUGGUCUUCAUCCCUCUGUUUGUCAUGUGCGUGUACCCGGCCGGCGCGCCCACGCUGUCCCACCCCGCCUGGCCGUGUCUCUUCUCCCUCCUCAUGGGAGUCACCAACGGCUACUUCGGGUCCGUGCCGAUGAUCCAGGCUGCGGGCAAAGUGCCGCCCGAACAGAGGGAGUUAGCAGGGAACACCAUGACCGUCUCCUACAUGACGGGCCUGAUGGUCGGCUCCGCCGUGGCCUACGCCGCGUACAGCUUCGCUGCUCCGGGACCAGGGACGCACGUCUCCACACUCAACACGCACACACCGCCCAACGCUACCGCCUACUGAAUGUCCACACGCCAUUAAGCACGGUCACGGAUGUAAACACACAUACGUGUGUACACACACACACACUCACACACACACACAGCCAUUUGCAAACAAAAGAUCCCGGCCAGGAGAAGCAGCGGGGGACAGAAGGACAUCUGUAAAGAACUAUUUAAAGGUCCAUGUUUGUACUCUGAGAGGCGUAUUUGCCCUUUGUCCAGAUCGUGCUUCAAUCUGCCUCGCUGGGUAAAGAAAGUGAAAUAAGAUGCAAAGAAAACAGAAAGUUAAACAGUAAAAACGUUUCUCCACUGUGUCAUUCUGCAGCCUUUUGGUCCACUGACCUUCAAAUGUCACGGCUGUGCUUUUUGAACUUUUCCCUGGAGAGGGAGAACAUCCGUCAACAGAAGUCCUGCGAGUGUCUCACAGUGAAAAUAUUGUCUGCAUGUGUGUGCAAACCGACUGGCUGACAUUUGUAGAGUGUGAAGUCAAGUUGUCUAUCGCUGGAGGGAAGAGACUGUUUGAGGGAACCGUUCGCGUUGAGGUCACAUGAGACACAUUUAGCAUUGUUGAUAUUCAGAGAGAUGAUGUUUCUGUUGAUUCUUCCAGACCAGCUGUUACCUAAUGAAACACUCUGGAAACCUCUGACUGCCCCCUUUAAAGAACUACAACAGCAAUUUAAUUCACAUUUAUUUUAAUUAAAAAAUAAAAAGGUCCCCUUGUGUGUCAUAUUUGCUAGUUUACUGGAAUCACAUCUAAUGGGAUGAGAUGUACACAGCUGUAAGUUGAAGAGUCAUCAAACGUAUUAUAAUAAUUUACAGGAAGAGCAAAGAUGUCAAGUAACAUUUGCUCAAAGGAUUUUCUUCUAAUUUAUUUAGGACAAAUCUGUUAACAUUUUGAUUUUACUGUGCCUUAUCGGGAACAGUUUUCUAAUUCAUGACAUACAAUUAGCUGUAAAAAACAUGAUUCUCUCCUAGUAGUUAAUUCAUUUCAAUUAUAAAAAUCCACACUUUGCUCAACAGCAGACGCGUUUACUGAACUUACUCUAAAUCGACUUCCCCCACUGAGAUCCAGUCUCUCUGGCUUGUCUCCACUCAGCUGCUUUAGCAAAUCUGAAUUAGAAAAACAUCAGUUGUAUUCAUUUUCAAAUAUGAUGAACAUUAUUCCUAUCAGGAAAAAAAAAUGUAUGGAGCAAUUAUAAUUAUGUGUUACCUGUUCUUUUUAUUUAUAAUAAUGCUUAGAGAAAAGAAAAUGGGCAAAUCUCUGCCUGUUCAAUUUGGUUUCACGUUGCUUCUUGCACCCUGAGAUGAAAGGAAAGAGAAGAAAAGGUUGGUUCCUAUGAACCAGAAGACGGCAGCCGUGUCUCACGGUUGUGAUUUUGACAGCAGGGUCUGUGUUUCCCCCGCGUGCCGUCUGUGUGUAACAUUCAUGUAACCAUGUGCGACGUGUCAAGGAAAGAUUAUACGUGCCAAAAAAAGUCUGCCUGUCUGAAUGUAAUUCUGUGAACAAAUUAAACAGAAUGAAACGUGUAAAUAUAUAGAAUGAAACGUACUCAAGGUGUUUAAGACCUCCAAUUUUUUCAUACAACAGACACUAUCAGAUCCGAUUCGGUGGACACUCGUUUCCUUUUUGCUUUUCAGCCCCUCCAGCUUCUUCCUCCGUGUCUCCUGUUGGAUUCGAUAGACGUUUUAAUCAUGAGAGGAGUUCAGACUUAAUAGAUUAUGAAGGAAAAAGGCUUCUCUGUAGAGUCGUGGAGCGCACUACGACACGGCGGUGUCACCCUGCUGCAGGCCUCUCCUUUCAGAGCGGUGGGGUUGAAGGUGCAUUUAGUUAUUUAUGGUUGAAAGGUAUAUUUAUUUCUCUGGUAGAGAACUUAGGGGGGUGAGAGUGAUCCCGCAUUUCAAAGAGCUGCAUGUUAAACUCAUAUUUUUUUCAACCCUUUGAGGUGAUUUAAAGUAGAAGUUUGACAUUUGGGUAAAUUAUUCACUUUGAGAAGAUUUAACAUGAUGUAUUUCAUUCUUUUAAGUUAAUUUAAAACAUCAGCACAUGAAAAAAAUAACUGAGAAAGUAAAAUAGUUGUAUUUUUUACUGUUUAUUGAUUAGUCCCAUGUUUUGUCCAGGAUGACACAUUUUAACAUUUGAAUCAGGGUUAGCUGAUAAAGUCACAAAGACAGGAUGGAAUAUUUGGAGAACUAUAGAUCUGGAAGUAAAGAUACUUAUGAUGGGAUGAAGGUUACUCAACAUUCAAUCUCCUGAUGCUAAGGAACACAAUUAUUACUAAAAUAAACUAAACAACAAAUGUUUAAUCCUGCAUUUUACCUCAACAAGGUCUAAUAUCUGAAUAUCUAUGUGACUUCCUAUUAUCGUUUUUUCAAAUACGUAAUUUUUCUUCCAACUGACAGCCACGAAUUUAUUCAGAAACCACGUCAUGCUGACAAAGACUCAACGCCCACGUGACUGCGCACUGUGAAACACCAGGGUGGUGUAACGCAUACAAACGUUACAUUGUACAUACGUGUAUAUAUCUACUGCAACAAAACGUAUUUUGCUUGAUAUUUGUGGAAAAAAAAGAAUGGUGAUCAGUUGAAUUAUUCUUUAUUAUUAAUUAUUCAGGAUCACUAAACAAUCAAAAUCCAGCCUAUUCAUCUGUCUAUUUUAGAUUUUUGCUAAAUAUGUGCACGUUACAGAAUGGUUGAUGAACACCUGCAUUGUUUCAGCAGGAGGAGGAGAAUUGUCUAGUUUGAUGAAUCAGUGGUUAAAAAGGUUAACCGGCAUUUGAGCAAAUUGUGGCCUUUCAGCUCUUUAUGACUUCCAAUGGUAUUUAGCCUUUACAAAUACUACACAACGCUCAAUCAAAAUGUGACUAACAUCUUUCAGAAAUAUGUGUAAUUCUAUAAUGACUUAAAUGAGUUUUUGUCUUACUGUCACAUGAUUUCAGUGUCCCAGCAGUCUGUUUGUGCCAAUACAACGUUGUCCCAUUGUCGGAGCUUAAUAGAGUCGUUUUCAUCGGUG
This is a messenger RNA of Gasterosteus aculeatus aculeatus (three-spined stickleback), 4997 nucleotides long. RefSeq names its product solute carrier family 29 member 4a (gene slc29a4a). Lineage: Eukaryota; Metazoa; Chordata; Actinopteri; Perciformes; Gasterosteidae. The record is from RefSeq and is a predicted model, not a curated record. Gene Ontology annotation, cellular component: plasma membrane. Gene Ontology annotation, biological process: nucleoside transmembrane transport. Gene Ontology annotation, molecular function: monoamine transmembrane transporter activity; nucleoside transmembrane transporter activity.